Messenger RNA from Exophiala xenobiotica, 1210 nucleotides. RefSeq lists its product as uncharacterized. Gene Ontology annotation, biological process: glucan catabolic process. The record is from RefSeq and is a predicted model, not a curated record. NCBI's taxonomy places the organism in Eukaryota, Fungi, Ascomycota, Eurotiomycetes, Chaetothyriales, Herpotrichiellaceae. Gene Ontology annotation, molecular function: beta-glucosidase activity. The transcript has 4 exons. The coding region runs from base 1 to 900 and encodes 299 amino acids.
AUGUCUGCCCUGCGGUACAGGACUCGCGGCAACUUGGGACUGCGAGCUCCUGCAGCAAGCCGUCCGACGGCUAACAUCCAACGAUCGCCGCUUGGUGGGCGUCGAUUUGAGUCAUUUUCCGAAGAUCCCUAUGUCUCCGGCAAGCUCGCUGAACCAGGCAACACUGCAAGACUGAUAACCGAAGUCCCGAAAGCCAACCCCAAGACGGCCAUUGUGACCCAGAGCGGGACGCCCAUCACCAUGACUCCCUGGUCUACUCCCUCCACUACCCAUCUACACUUGUGGUAUGGAGGGAAUGAGGGCGGCAAUGGACUUGCGGAUGUCAUAUUCGGUGAUGUUGCUGCCAGCGGUCGGCUUCCGCUGGCAUUUCCUGUUCGGUGUCAAGAUAAUCCAGCAUUCUUGAAUUCCCGGUCUGAAGGUGGCAGGAUCCUGUGCGGCGAGGACAUCUAUGUUGGCUACCGAUAUUGCGAAAAGGCACAGCGCGAAGUGUUGUUCCCGUUUGGGCAUGGCCUUAGCUACACGAGCUUUGAGUUCAGUGAUGUUGUCGUAUCAGACGACUCGGUCAAGCUGACCGUGACGAAUACUGGUGAACGCUCAGGCUCCGAGACCGUCCAAAUUUAUAUUGCGCCUCCAGAGGCCGCACGCACGCCGUUGGCGAUUGAAAUCGAUCGACCUGUGAAAGAAUUGAGAGGCUUUGCAAAAGUCCAUCUAGACCCCGGCUCAAGUACGACUGUGACGAUCAAGCUCGACAAGUUUGCCGGAGCAUUCUGGGAUGAGAAUGAUCUAUGUUGGGUCGUUUCCGCAGGAACUUACCGGCUCCUGAUUGGAAAGAGCAGUCGGGAUAUUGCCUUGGAACGUCAAUGGACAGUCAAGGAGACGAGAAGAUGGACAGGACUAUGACUGAUACAGUGCAGACAGCCUCAAAUUGUAAGUGGUGGUUCAUCUUCUUUCGGCUGACGCUCUCACUCGUGGACGGCAUGACCUUGCGAAGCCAGCCAUCUCUCACUGGUGAGAGUGGUUACAACCAGCAGAUGUAUUCGAGCCUAUGGCAUGGUGGACUGCGUUGAUUGGCUCGAAAGGCAGCGCUUUCAUGCUUGUGUUGUCCUUCGCUAGCGGACUCAAGAUCUUCAGGCACAACUACUUAACAAUUCACGACGUUGCACUUGCUUACCUCGAUUGUUCUACCUCUUUUCCUCUGGAUUCCCUUUCG